CUUCUUUCCACACGAGGCGCUCGCGGGCUCCGACAGGAAGCAUCCCGUCGGGGGGCAGCGCGCUCCGAGCUCGCUGCUCUCCGGCUUCCGCAGCAGCAGCCGUGCCCCGGAACCUUCGGCCGCGCGCUCGCGCCGACCCGCCGGCACCCAGCCCGCAGCGCCGCGCCUGCACGAGAGGGCCUGCUUUCCAGUGGUGUGAUAAAGUAAGGCACCGUCAGGACGAAAUCAGAAGAGAAUGGAAGGGCUUCAGAGGAGCAGAUACGGAACUAUGGCUGAAGGUGCAAUAGAACCUGAGCGCUUUGCAACCUCGUCCUCUCUGAGGAUCAUCCUGGUGGGUAAAACAGGCAGCGGGAAAAGUGCCACCGGGAACAGCAUCCUGUGCCAGCCAGCGUUUGAGUCCAGGCUGGCGACCCAGUCGGUGACCAGGAAGUGUCGGGGGGCAACGGGCACGUGGAACGGGAGGAGCAUCCUGGUGGUGGACACGCCCCCCAUCUUUGAGGCGAGGGCCCAGGACCAAGAGGUGUACGAGAACAUCGCGGACUGCCACCUGCUCUCGGCCCCGGGGCCUCACGUGCUGCUGCUGGUGACCCAGCUGGGGCGCUUCACAGAGCAGGACGUGGUGGCCGUGACCGGGGUGAAGGAGGUCUUUGGGGCGAGAGCCCUGAGACAUACGGUCCUCCUCUUCACGCACAGGGAGGACUUAGCGGACGGGUCCUUGCAUGACUACGUAGCAAACACAGACAACCUCAGGCUGAGGGGCCUGGUCCGGGAGUGCGGGCAGAGGUACUGCGCCUUCAACAACCGGGCCUCCGGGGACGAACAGAGGCAGCAGCUGGCCGCGCUGGCGGCCGUGGUCGAGGGGCUGCAGAGGGAGCACCGGGGCGCCUACCUCAGCAACGACCUCUUCUUUGAUGCCCAGCGGCUCCAGCAGGGCGGGGGCGACCCCCGUGGAGAAGGUCACGUGCGCUACCUGGCCAGGGUGCGGUCGCACGUGGCAAAGCAAAGGCGAGACCUGAGAGAGGCCCAGAGGAACCGUGUCUUCAAGGCGCUCCUCCAAGUCAAAACCUGGGUCGUUUCUCACCUCAGAAUAUCUGCUGUUCUUGUUAUAUGCUUUUUGAGUUUUCUUGCCGUUUUAAUUAGCUUGUGUAGCACUCACGAAUGCUGAGCAUUCUCAGAUGAUAACCUGCCAUCAGCUUCCAUUUUUCAGAGUCGGCAUCUUUGUCUAUAUUGAUAAGGAACUUUAUUCGCUUUUUACAUAAUUUCACUUUCAAUUUCCCUUCCUUGCAUCAGACACACCGUCCAUUUUCUUCAGCUGCACUUUAGGUAAAUAAA
Molecule: messenger RNA, 1332 nt
Organism: Physeter macrocephalus (sperm whale)
Lineage: Eukaryota; Metazoa; Chordata; Mammalia; Artiodactyla; Physeteridae
Product: GTPase IMAP family member 5
Exons: 5
Coding region: 236-1165 (309 amino acids)
Cellular component (GO): endoplasmic reticulum
Molecular function (GO): GTP binding
Source: RefSeq, a predicted model, not a curated record